Nestor notabilis (Kea) is the source of this 1008-nucleotide messenger RNA. RefSeq names its product transmembrane protein 116 (gene TMEM116). NCBI's taxonomy places the organism in Eukaryota, Metazoa, Chordata, Aves, Psittaciformes, Psittacidae. Gene Ontology annotation, molecular function: G protein-coupled receptor activity. The record is from RefSeq and is a predicted model, not a curated record. Bases 1 to 1008 code for a protein of 335 amino acids. The transcript has 10 exons. Gene Ontology annotation, biological process: adenylate cyclase-activating G protein-coupled receptor signaling pathway. Gene Ontology annotation, cellular component: plasma membrane.
AUGGCCAUGCUCAGCGUUAUAGGUUCCAGCUCAAUUAUUGCCUAUGCCAUCUUUCAGAACGCAGUGAGGUCCCCUGAGGUUCGUCCACUCUUCUACCUGAGCCUCUCUGACCUCUUUCUGGGCAUGUGCUGGCUCGCUGGGGCGCUUCUCUACAGCACACCAACCUCCAAGCAGGACCUCGUCUGCUACAACCUACAAGCCACAGGACAAAUAUUCUAUGUGGCCUCUUUUCUAUACACUGUCAACUACACCUGGCAUCUGUACAUGGACCUAAAGAUGAAAUACAACCAGAACCUUUUCAGGAUACCCCCCCAGGUUGUAGAUUAUGCGAGUUGCAUUGGUCGAAUAGCAACGAUCUUGUCCAGCUUGAUUCCUCUCCUUCUCAUGGUACCCGUGUUUUGCCUGGGCAACAGCAGCAAUUGCUACCAGAACUUCAGCCAGAAGCAUGGAUGUCUCUUGAUGCACACGGAAAUAGCCGUGCCCACCAACGAGCCGCAAACCCUGAGUGGCUCUGUUUGCCGUGCGAUGCAUUUCUAUGGCAUUGGGGUCUUCCUCAUCUCCUUUCUGAUCAGCUUUAUUGCCAUUCUGGUUAUACUCAGUCAAGCCCGAGGCUUGUAUAAAAGGUUUGUGAACUCCACAGGAUUCCUGGGGGAUCAGCAGUGGGCCAUGAUUAAGAUGGUAGAACAACGGGUGGUUUUUUACCCCAUCACCUUCUUCUGCUGCUGGGCCCCAGCUGUCCUUCUUGGAAUAAUGAAGCUGACCGUUUCAACAAACAGCAAAAUCUACAUGGCUCUUCUCAUCCUACAGGCCCUAACAGCAGCUUCCCAGGGGCUUCUGAACUGCAUCGUGUACGGCUGGACACAGCACAUCUUCCUCUCCCUCAAACGCAACACCUGCCGGGACGUUGACACUCAGACUCCUCUCCUGCGCUCCCAGAAGAAGUUCUACUCCAGCACGCUCCCCACCAGCCCACCAGACACAGAGGGCUCCACGUCCACCCUGCUCUGA